Messenger RNA from Saccostrea echinata, 1012 nucleotides. RefSeq lists its product as uncharacterized. Lineage: Eukaryota; Metazoa; Mollusca; Bivalvia; Ostreida; Ostreidae. The transcript has 3 exons. The record is from RefSeq and is a predicted model, not a curated record. Bases 1 to 828 code for a protein of 275 amino acids.
AUGUCUGACUUACAACAUCCAGUAACGACCACAGUGUCCACCCUUACCCCGAUUAGAGGGGGUAUUGUUCAGCAGAGUCAUGUUGCAGCUGCCAACACAACUGAUGUAGCCGCUAGUACAUCCACCGCUAUAGCUGUACCCGGCGGCGCUGGCACGAGAAGUACAGCAGUUGCUGCUAGCGGCGGAAAUGUUGCGGCGCUACAAACCACCGCCACCCUUACCGCCACCGGAAAAGCAGUGACCGUGGGAGAAGAUCCGCGCGCCAAGCUUAUGUUUUAUCUCAGCAAUAUUUCGAGCGUUUUCGUCGAAUUUUACGACGUCUGUAGAUUGAUUCUACAAGUAGAAUCAGAUGACGAUAUUUUUCCUCUUCUAGAUCACGACGCAUUUUAUAAACUGACAACAAAACAAAGCGACCAGAUGCUGAGAUUGUGUGAAGUCUUGUGUCCCAAUGUGUUCAUCAACAAAUGUAUUUUCCAAGAUGCAGCAAAAUGUGGAAAUUUUCAAAAUGAAUUUUUCAAACUCGAAGAAGUUGAAAAAUCACUUGCCAUUCAAAACGAGGUGAUCAUUAGAGGUGAAAAACGCCACGUCUCCAAAAUAAUGUACUACACUCCUAAUUACUUAAAUGACAAUUAUUUUGAGCCCAUGAAGCAUUUGGAUCACCGACUGAGAGUAUUAAGACGAGGAGAAACUGAGGUAUCUUUCGCCGAAAACUACAAACUACACCUGCUGAUGUCUCUGAUUUUUCCAUUCUGGGUCGUGAUCUGGACUGCGUUGUGUGUGUAUGAAAGUCGGCCAGGCGAUCAGACACCAGCAUCGACUGUACCUUGACGAAGCCAUACAUCUAAUGACAUUGUGUACAGGACAUACACUGUGGACUUGUAUACCAUAAAUCUGUUGAUAUCUUCCAGUACUAAAAAGUAUCACAUUUUAAAUGGUCAUUAUACAUGUAUUUCAUUUAACAAAUGUCUAAAUGCUCAACCAAGCAACAAUUCUAUGCAUUUUGGUUUUGAAA